Molecule: messenger RNA, 1488 nt
Organism: Gossypium raimondii (Peruvian cotton)
Lineage: Eukaryota; Viridiplantae; Streptophyta; Magnoliopsida; Malvales; Malvaceae
Exons: 1
Source: RefSeq, a predicted model, not a curated record
CCCUACGAUCGCCGUAAGCAUCCCCUUACUCUCUUGCCGAAACGACCUACUCAUCUUCCCAACUGUAGUUGUUAUUUGUGCAAAAUUCAGUGGGAAGGGUUUGUUUAUUCUUGCUCUUUUUGCAAGAUUGAGCUUACUCUUGAUGAUUUUUUCUCACCACAAACAAUCACAAAUGCAAAUCAUGAACACCCAUGGACGAAUUUGUCAAGACAAAGGUCAUUUGUUUGUGAUUUUUGCGGUACCACCGGAGAUUGCUCCCAUUACAUUUGUGCUAUAUGCGACCUUCUUGUCCAUAAAAAUUGCAUUUCAUUGCCACGGAAUAUCUUGAUAACGCGACAUCAUCAUGUUAUUUCCCACUCAUAUUCUCUUCCGCAACAAGAUGAGUUGUGCAGAAUUUGUUACGAGGAAGUCGAAACGAGGUAUGGCAGUUACCAUUGCAAUGCUUCUGAUUGCGACUAUAUUGUUCAUGUGCAUUGUGCUACAGAUAAAGCAGUUUGGGAUGGAAAAAGUAUCCCGGAAGACUAUGAUGAGAGGUCCAUGGAAGCUCUUGAUGAAUCUAUAAAUUGGAUUACCGAUGUUGUUGAAGAAAUGAGUUUUGGAGAGAUUACGAUAGCAGUUGAGAUCAAACAUGCCUACCAUGAUCACAAUUUAAGACUCACUUUUAGUGGGGAGAUGAAUGAUGGUGGCCAAUGUGAUGGGUGUAUGAGGACUAUCUCAACUCCUUUUUAUAGUUGUGAGCAAUGUAAGUUUUUUCUUCAUAAAGAAUGCGCUGAAUUGCGGAGAAACAAACGACACCCAUUUGACAAGCACUUGCUUACGCUCACAAAUUCAAAUGCAGUACUUUUUGUAUGUAGUGCUUGCCAAAGUCUUCACCAUGGAUUUAACUACAAAUGCAAUGAUGGAAAUUGCAUGUCAUUCUUUGAAUGUGAUAUUCGCUGUAUUUUAUUAUCGGACACUUUGGAGCAUCCAAGUCACGAGCAUUCAUUAUUUCUAGUCCACAACUUUUCAGCGAAUUGCAAUGCCUGUCGUAGAAAAAGUGACCCAUGGAACACGGCAUAUAGAUGCACGAAGCGUUGUGAUUUCACUUUAGAUCUAGAAUGUGCCACACUACCACUCACAGCUUGGUACAAGCAUGAUAGACAUCCUCUUACUCUGACUUGUUUUGAUGAUUUUGAUCCUUCUCAACAUUAUUGUGAUCUAUGUGAGUAUGAAAGGGACCCAAAUGAUUGGUUUUACUAUUGUGCUGAAUGUGACAACUCUCUUCAUUCCAGAUGUGCUCUUGGGGAUCUCCCAUUUCUGAAGAUUGGAAGCAACCUUGACAAGCGUCUUUUUCAUAAACACCCACAUCCAUUCACUAUUAUGAAAAACAUAUGGGACUGUCCUCCAUGUAAAUUCUGCGGUGAGGUUUGCAAUGGACAAGCCCUACAAUGUAAAGAAUCUGAAUGUAACUUUAGCGUCCAUUGGAAAUGCACUUAUCAUUUAUGCUGA